Messenger RNA from Schizosaccharomyces osmophilus, 846 nucleotides. Its product is annotated as U3 snoRNP-associated protein Cic1/Utp30 family. The record is from RefSeq and is a predicted model, not a curated record. Bases 1 to 846 code for a protein of 281 amino acids. The transcript has 3 exons. NCBI's taxonomy places the organism in Eukaryota, Fungi, Ascomycota, Schizosaccharomycetes, Schizosaccharomycetales, Schizosaccharomycetaceae.
AUGCCAUUGAAAAGAAAAACGGAUUACAAAUCAAUAGAAAAACUUGAUCAAAAAUCGGUUGAAAAGGCUUCGGCAGCUUUACUACAAUAUGUGAAACGAAAAGGGUACAAUCCUGAGAAAGAAAGGAUAUACUUACAAAUUAAUACAUUUCAUCCGCCUGAAAACGAAUCGCUAAGGAGGCCCAGUAAAAUUUUUCUUCCUAAUCGUGUCUUACAUGCAGAAGAUGCCUGCUUGUUUGUGAAAGGCUCUCAGCAGCAAUUGCAGGACGAGGUAGAAAAGCAGGGGUUGGACGAGAUUAUCACAAAAGUCAUUAGCAUUGCAAGGUUGAAGUUAAAAUACAAGACUGUGAAAGAAAAAUGUCAGUUACGUGAUUCCCACACAUUUUUUUUCAUGGAUAAACGAGCUGCAAAGGACGUGACAGCAUUGAUGGGUAUGGUGCUUGCUCAAAAAAAGAUUAAAACUUUUCCGAUUUCUGUAGAUCAAAAGAAAGACACGAUUCGUCAUCAGGUCGCUCGUUGCUUGCAUUCUACCUAUUUUCAAUUAUCCGCUGGUACAAGUCAUACUAUUCUAUGCGGGCUCGCUUCUCAAAGCACCGACCAGUUACGCCAAAAUAUUGAAGCCAUAUUUCGUUCUUUGUUAGGAAAUUUCAUUCCUAGAGGAUGGAAUGCAAUCGAUAAUGUUGCUGUAAAGACAGCCGACAGUGCCUCUCUUCCUAUUUGGCACUCAGAUCAGGCAGCCGCUGAGUAUAAGAGGAACGCUGUUCAUAUCCAAGAUAGCCGUCCUCCUACCAAAAAGGAAUUACGAGCAAUGCAAAAAGGAAUUCAAGUUCCUAAUAAACCCCUUUAA